AUGGGGCGAGCGCGACAAGAAGCGGCGCAAAGGCAGAGAGUGAUUGGGGUAGUCGUAAUCUCGGCGCUGCUAGCAUUGGGGCUGCUGGUGUGGCUGCCGUUCCAGGGGCAGGAUGCCCAGUACAUCGAACAAUGCCUUGCGGAGUGGGGCACUGCUCACUCUGACACGGAUCAGGAUAUGAACAUGGACCCCAGCAACUGCCCAAAGGAAAUGCCCCCUGCAUUGAGAGACGCUUACACGCUCAAUGGCCAGAUUGACGUCAUGCUGGAGUUCAAGUGCCAGACAGGCCCCGCCUACCAGAAGAAGCACCACUACUCGCAGGAACAGAUUGAUAGCACAAUUGCAAACGUGCAGAAGGGACUUGGAAACUACUACGGCGUUCUUGAUCGAUUGCUCUACAAGGCUCUGGAGGAGUUCCCUCUGCACAUGAAGGAUGUAAUAGUUCUAGGCAGUCAACGGCUGCGAUUCCUUACCGUGGCCGACUACGAUAAGAACUCCGAGUUGUUCGAGGUGGCCAUUUCGCUGUCGUCCUUCGAGCACGACGGUCUUGGCAGGUAG
Messenger RNA from Acanthamoeba castellanii str. Neff, 558 nucleotides. RefSeq lists its product as uncharacterized. Lineage: Eukaryota; Discosea; Longamoebia; Acanthamoebidae. The coding region runs from base 1 to 558 and encodes 185 amino acids. The transcript has 5 exons. The record is from RefSeq and is a predicted model, not a curated record.